CCGUGGUGCAAUACGGCACCGGAAGAAGUAACAGGUCCUCGACCAACCCCUUAUUUGCAUGUCGCUUUUACUGCGUAGCCGCUAGAGAAAGUAAAUUAUCAGACAGUGUGGGGCGCACACGAAAUAUGGACUCGCGUAUCGCGUGCGUUUUUCUUUUUCUGGGAUUUUUAACUUUUGUAGUUUGUGACGACGCCGAUUCUCUAGAAAAAGGAUGGGGAUUAGAUAUAAAGUGGGAAAAACUUGACAAUGCAAAGAAAGAAGCGAAAGAAAGCAACAAGCCAAUCAUGAUUCUCAUCACCAAAAACUGGUGCGGAGCUUGUAAAGCUUUGAGGCCAAAGUUUGCGGAAUCAAAGGAAGUCGCUCAGCUCAGCAAGAAGUUUGUGAUGGUACAUUUACAGGAAAACGAAGAACCCGACGGUGACGAGUUCCGAGUCGACGGAAGAUACAUCCCCCGGAUAUACUUUAUGGACCCCGACAGUGUGGUGUUGAAGGACGUGGUCAACGCUCAUGGACGUCACAAGGAGACUAAGUACUACUAUGGAAAAGUGUCAGAGAUCGUGAGAAGCAUGAAGCAAGUCCUAAAGAAACUUAAAAUGGACGAUGGCCUGGAAGUUGACGAGGAGAAAGCACAGAAACAGGGCAAGGAUUUAGCAAGAGGAUUCGGAGACAAAAUCAACUGGAUGACAUACGAGGAAGGACUUAAAGAAGCCAAGGAAAAAGAGAAGAUUCUAGUUUUGCUCAUCCACAAGACAUGGUGCGGAUCAUGCAAAGCGCUGAAGCCUAAGUUUGCGGCAUCUGAAGAGCUGGCUGAGAUGAGCAAGAAGUUUGUGAUGGUGAACGUGGAGGACAAAGAAGAACCAAGCGGGAGUCAGUUCGUAGUUGACGGAGAAUACGUGCCAAGGAUAUAUUUCUUAAAUUCCAAAGGCGAAGUUGACGAAUCAAUCUACAACGAGGGCACCAAGCACCGACAUGUAAAAUAUUACUAUGAAAGCCCUGAAGAGCUUAUUGCAAGCAUGAAGCGCGCCCUUGGAGAGGAGAAGCUAGGUUCCGGUGAGACGUCAGGUGAGACGAAGAAGCAGGAAGUCAAGGAUGACAUCAAGGCCGAAGGGAAGAAGGAGCCAUGGUGGAUGCCUAAAAAGGACGCUGAUAAAGCGGAUACAAGAGGGUUCGGGACUCACGUUCAGUGGAUGAAGUACGAGGAGGGCUUGAAGGAGGCUAAUAACAGUGGCAAAGUUAUGAUGUUGAUAAUCACCAAGUCUUGGUGUUCGUCAUGCAAAGCAUUCAAAGAACGUAUUGCAAGCGACAAGAAUCUUGGGGACUGGGGCAAAAAGUUCGUGAUGGUGAAUGUGAUUGACGACGAAGAGCCGAAAGACAAACAGCUGCAACCUGAUGGGCAAUAUGUUCCACGGGUUCUCUUCCUUGAUUCAAAUGGAAAAGUGCUAGAUGAGUUUUGGAACGAAGGGACCGACUAUAAGCAUGUAAAACACUACUACCAGAACGGCGACGAAAUUAUUGCAUCUAUGAAAAGGGUGCUUAAAAAGUUCAAAACGCCUGUAAAAUCAUUUGGGUGGGGCGAUAAGAUUGACUGGGUUGACAUGGACGAAGCGUUCGACAUCGGAGCUGAACAGAAAAAACCGGUGAUGCUUAUAAUUCACAAGAGCUGGUGCUCAGCCUGCAAAGCAUUAAAGCCCAAGUUUGCCAGAUCUAAGGAAAUCCUGGAACAAAGCAAGAACUUCGUGAUGGUCACCGUAGAGGACGAUGAUCGUAAGACAGACGCUAACUUUGAUGUGGACGGAGCUUACGUACCGAGGAUUUAUUUUGUCGACCCCUACACCAAGAAGAUCAUGAAAGAGUUCCGAAAUGACGACGAGGAGUUUGAGGACUACAAGUAUGCGUAUGGUGAUCCCAAAGAACUUGUGAAAGUGAUGACCAAGGCUGCCACGAAAGGCGUCACCAAGGGCACAGUUUCAGGAAAAGGAUUUGGUGAUAGCUAUCUGUGGAUGGACCUGGAAGCCGGUCUUGGUGAAUCCCAAAAAACGAAGAAGCCUGUGAUGUUGGUUAUGCACAAAUCAUGGUGUCAACACAGUCAAGCUCUCAAGGCCAAAUUCAAUAGCUCCAAGGAUAUCCAAGACCUCAGCAGAAACUUCAUCUUGGUCAAUCUGGAGGAUGAUGAAAUCCCGGCUGGAAAAUACGAAGUGGAUGGAGCAUAUGUGCCGAGAAUCGUUUUCCUUGAUUCGAGCGGAGAGGUCAUGAAAGACAUGAAAAAUGCUGACUCUGAGGUUGAAGGCGCAGAGUUUUUCUACAGCAACGAGAGCCAGAUCGUGAAGACCAUGAAGAAAAUGAUACCAGGCUACAACCUCGACAACGGAUUCGGUAAAGAGAUUCAAUGGAUGACGAUGAAGGAUGGACUUCAGCAAGCAAAGACAAGCGGGAAGCCCGUGAUGCUUAUUAUCCACAAGUCCUGGUGCGGAGCAUGUAAAGCUCUCAAGCCUAAAAUCGCAGGCUCUAAAGAGAUUCUUGACCUCAGCAAGAUGUUUAUCAUGAUUAACAUAGCGGAUGAUGAAGAGCCCAAAGACGACAGGUUUGACGUAGAUGGCAAAUAUUAUCCAAGGGUGUAUUUCUUAGAUUCUGAUGGGGAAGUUUUGAAGAGUAUUCAUAACACAGAACUUGAUUACGUCAAGUACAAGUUUGCUUACGGAGACGAAGAACAAGUCUUAAAGUCCAUGAAGCAAUGCCUGGAAAAGGUCAAGCCAGUGAUUCCAGAAAAGCCUGGUUUGGACAACGGUCUUGGAAAAGAGAUAAACUGGAUGACAUUGGAUGACGGAUUAGUCGAGGCAAGAAAAAGCUGGCGCCCUCUGAUGCUCAUCAUUCACAAGAGCUGGUGCAGCACCUGCAAAGUUUUGAAGCCCCGAUUCAACAAAUCUAAACAGAUCAAGUCCAAAAGUCGCGAUUUCGUCAUGGUCAAUGUUGCGGAUGAUUUCGACGCUCGGGACAAGCGCUUUGAUAUAGACGGGGCUUAUAUUCCACGAGUACUGUUCCUUGAUCCCAUGGGCAAUGUGAUGAAGGAUAUCUGGAACAGGGAGACGAUCUACAAAGACAACAAGUACUAUUACUACGAAGCUGCAUCGAUCGUGGAGUCAAUGGACCUCGCCCUGGAUCGCGUUGCGGUCAUGAAGAAACCAGUUGAGCGGGACGAGCUUUGAGCGCGAUUAUCCUCGCGCUGCAGGGGAUCGACAAUCGACCUCAUAGAGUGGUUAGCAAAGGACUAACAUCUACUAACUACCGAUGCUAUUUUAGACGAGAUAGCUAAUAUAAGCUUUAGUCGAGAUAUACCACUAGAAUAUCUAGAAAAUAUCACCUAAAAGAAGAAGAGUUUUAGAUCUAAUUGAUAACUAUCAAUUUGCAAUUAAGCUCUAGUUUAGGCUAGAGCGGCUAAAUUAAUUUCAUUCAGAAUUAUAAAUAAAUAUUUUAUAGAAAAUAAAGUAAUAAUUUAAAAGCA
Molecule: messenger RNA, 3499 nt
Organism: Nematostella vectensis (starlet sea anemone)
Lineage: Eukaryota; Metazoa; Cnidaria; Anthozoa; Actiniaria; Edwardsiidae
Exons: 42
Coding region: 126-3203 (1025 amino acids)
Cellular component (GO): endoplasmic reticulum
Source: RefSeq, a predicted model, not a curated record